Messenger RNA from Monopterus albus (swamp eel), 6622 nucleotides. RefSeq names its product glutamate receptor ionotropic, NMDA 2C-like. Gene Ontology annotation, cellular component: membrane. Gene Ontology annotation, biological process: monoatomic ion transport. The record is from RefSeq and is a predicted model, not a curated record. Lineage: Eukaryota; Metazoa; Chordata; Actinopteri; Synbranchiformes; Synbranchidae. Gene Ontology annotation, molecular function: signaling receptor activity; ligand-gated monoatomic ion channel activity.
ACGAUGGAGUUAAAGAGGGAAUGGAAAGCAGGAUUACUGGUGUGACAGCACCGGCAGAUGAGAGGCAGCGCAGCCGUGAGGGAGAGAGAGAAACUCUGGUGGAAACAAACAAAUCAGUGCAACAGGAUGAGGACCUGCUAGUGCACAGGCGGCCUGACUCUGCAAACCUGCCAUCUGUCCUGCUUUUCUUUCCGUGUUCCUGGUGCUCUCACCAUCAUCCAACAUCUGGAUCACCUCGCAUCCAUAUGGGAAGAGGCUGAGGGGCGGGCCAAAAAAUCCAAAUCUCAUCCUCUCUUCAUCAUUCUGAUUGCACAAGACCUGAGGCACAUCAUCACUGAGGGGAACCCUUGCUGAGGAGUACCAUCACCACACUGGCUGAUAACUGCACCAAAGGAAAGCCAAACUUUUUCUCCAAAGAUGCAGAGGCGUGCACAGGAGCCUUCCUUAUCUGCCUGUGAGAUUUUUUAACUUCUCAUGGAUUAUUCACGUCUUGUGCCCCCGAGCAGGGAGAGGGAAAAGGAGACAGAGGAGGUGGAGAGGGGGAGAAAGAAGGAGACGGCAGGGAUGUGUCACCACCACUGCUGCUGAAGUGUUGCUGGCAUUUGUGCUCCUCCGCUUAGAGGCAUUUUAUCACUCUUCCUCCCCCCAGUUCGCUCGUCUCCUCAUCCAACCAGUGGGGAGCUUGAGGGAUACAGACAGAGAACUAAACACCGUGGGUGUAUGUGCACAUGCACACACACACACACACACACAGGCUGUGUAGAGGGCUAACGCAUCUCUCGUCUUCUAUCACCCUCACUUUCCUUCCCCGUCCCGUUUUGUAGUCCUGUCUACACCUUCGUGACCACUUGCAAAUGCUUUCUCAGUGACACGCACAAAAAAAGAGAAGUGAGAGAAGGGUGAAAAAAGUGAGAAGACAGAGCGAGAGAUUUUUGGAGAUCACGUACGCUUGCUGUCACGUUGUGAAGUCCUCCAGGGGAGUGUGCAGACAUCCAAAGCUGCCAAACACACACACACAGACUCACUGAUAACUCUCACACACUCACUCUCACACAGAGACUUGGUCUAAAUGUGUACUCCUACAGGUGCUGAGAGGGGAGAGAGACAGGUGGGAACCAGGUGAGAAGGAAAGAAACAGAAAUAGGGGGAAACACAUUUGCAGGGGAUUAACCGGGGCGCGAUGGAGCAGCAGGAGUUCAAGAUGGAUGGCAGCACUAAGCACAGGCAGUAGGCUGCCAACAUGGCCUUUCCCAAGGGAUAUCCCCCUCCUUCUCCUUGGCCUCCACUCUUCUGCCUUCUCCUCCUCCUCCUCCUCAUCUCCUCCCCAGUCCCACUGCAGGCCCGACCACUUCUCCUCCAUCCAUCCAUCAACGUGGCAGUUGUGUUCAGCGGCUCCAGCUACCAGAACGAGGUCAGAGGUCGUCUCAGUGGUGAAAACUUUGUUGACCUGCCCAUCGUGGUCAGCCCCGUGACCGUGCUGGUCAACGACACCAACCCCCGCGACCUGCUGACACGCCUCUGUGAUACCAUGGCAACAGAGAAGCUGCAUGGCGUGGUGUUUGAAGAUGAUGUGGGCUCGGGUGCUGAUACUCAGGUGGCAGAAGUGGCACAGAUCCUGGACUUUCUCUCCACUCAGACAGGUCUGCCAAUUGUGGGCAUCAGCGGUGGCUCUGCAGUUGUCAUACCAUACAAGGCUGAGGGAUCAUCCUUCUUGCAGAUGGGAGCCUCUCUAGAGCAGCAGAUCGUCUGCAUGUUUAAGCUCAUGGAGGAGUAUGACUGGGGCGAGUUUGCAGUAGUCACAAGUUUGCUGCCGGGAUACGAUACCUUUGUGGAUAUAGUUCAGUCCUAUACAGAUACCUCCUACUUCCUGUGGAGUCUACAGGAAGUUUUGUCUCUGGAAAUGUCUGUUGGGGCUAAUGACGUGAGGAACAGGCGCAUGCUGCAGCAGGUGGACUCUCAGGUCCUGCUGGCAUAUUGCUCCUACGAGGAGGCUCAGUAUUUAUUCCGCCUGGCAGCUGAGGUGGGCGUGCUGGGGCCAGGCUACAUCUGGAUCCUUCCCAGCCUGGCCGUGGGCAACCCUGAAAGUCCUCCACCUGUCAGCUUCCCUGUCGGUGUGAUUGGUGUGAUUACGGACCAGUGGAGGAAGAGCUUGCGGCAGAGGGUGAGGGAGGGUGUGGCCAUCACAGCCAAAGGGGCAGAGAGUUUCAAGAAGCAGUACGGUUUCAUUCCUGAGGGACACGGUGACUGCAACAAGCCAGCUAAACACUCAGACAACAACACUCUUUUCAGGCAUAUGGCGAAUGUGACAUGGGAGAGAAAAGAUCUGUCAUUUAACAGCCAAGGCUUCCUCAUGAACCCUUCCAUGGUCAUCAUCGCUCUGGACCGGGAGAGACUCUGGGACAAGGUGGGUACAUAUGCUCGGGGGAUCCUCCAGGUUCGUUAUCCAGUCUGGCCUCGAUAUGGCAGCUUCCUGGAGCAUGUGUCUGACAACCGUCACCUGACCGUGGCAACACUGGAGGAGCAUCCCUUCGUCAUGGUUGAGAACGUGGACCCUGGAACCGGCACAUGCGUCCGCAACACGGUGCCCUGCAGGCGUCAGUCCAAUCACUCAGAGAGCAUUAUUGGUCGUUCAGAAUCGUACACCAAACUGUGCUGUAAGGGCUUCUGCAUAGACAUCCUUAAGAAGUUGUCCCGCACCAUUAAGUUCUCCUACGACCUCUACCUGGUCACCAACGGAAAACAUGGCAAGCUGGUCCGUGGGAUUUGGAAUGGCAUGAUUGGAGAGGUCGUGUAUAGACGAGCUGACAUGGCUAUUGGCUCUCUCACAAUCAAUGAGGAGCGUUCAGAAAUCAUCGACUUCUCUGUGCCAUUUGUUGAGACAGGCAUCAGCGUCAUGGUAGCCCGCAGCAACGGGACAGUUUCCCCAUCUGCCUUUCUUGAACCCUACAGCCCAGCAGUCUGGGUCAUGAUGUUUGUGAUGUGCCUGACUGUGGUGGCCGUGACUGUGUUUGUGUUUGAAUACUUCAGUCCAGUUGGCUACAACCGUAGUCUGGUCAGUGCCAAAGCUUCUGGUGGCCCGACCUUCACCAUUGGAAAGUCAGUGUGGCUCUUGUGGGGCAUCGUCUUCAACAACUCAGUCCCCAUAGAAAACCCUAAAGGAACAACCAGUAAGAUCAUGGUCCUGGUCUGGGCCUUCUUUGCUGUUAUUUUCCUGGCUUCUUACACCGCCAACUUGGCUGCCUUCAUGAUCCAGGAGCAAUAUAUUGACACUGUGUCUGGACUCUCUGACAAGAAGUUCCAGAAACCACAGGAGCAUUACCCUCCCUUCCGCUUUGGGACAGUCCCUAAUGGAAGCACCGAGAGGAACAUCCGCAGCAACUAUCCCGACAUGCACACACACAUGAUGAAAUACAACCAGAAGGGAGUGGAGGAAGCCCUAGAGAGCCUCAAAAAUGGGAAGCUGGAUGCCUUCAUCUAUGAUGCUGCUGUUUUGAACUACAUGGCCGGGAAGGAUGAGGGUUGCAAGCUAGUGACCAUUGGGAGCGGGAAAGUGUUUGCUACCACGGGAUACGGCAUCGCUUUGCAGAAGGACUCGCAUUGGAAACGACUUAUAGACCUGGCACUGCUGCAAUUCCUCGGAGAUGGCGAUACCGAGCGUUUGGAGACAGUGUGGUUGUCGGGUAUCUGCCAGAAUGAGAAGAACGAGGUGAUGAGUAGCAAGCUGGACAUCGACAACAUGGCGGGUGUCUUCUACAUGCUGCUUGUGGCCAUGGGCCUCAGCCUGCUGGUGUUUGCCUGGGAGCACCUACUGUACUGGAAACUACGACACUCCCUCCACAAGUCUCACAAACUUGAUUUCCUGCUGGCCAUCAGCAGGGGUAUUUACAGUUGUUUCAAUGGAGUGGAGGAUCCUGGGCAUUCAUCUGGUUUGGCCAAACCUGACCUCACCUCCAACUAUGCUCAAGCAAACAUGCUAAAGAUGCUUCGCACUGCCAAGGACCUGGUCUCCACUGCAAAUGUUGAGAGCUCUUUGGACAAUGCCACCAAGACCAUAGAGCAGUUGAGCCGUCACGCACAAGCUGCCACAGAGGCCGUACCUGGAGGAUUUCCUUAUGUCACAGAGAAUCAUUCCUCCCUCCCCCAGUGCUCCCUAACCCCACCUCUCACUGCUGUUACCUCUCUGAAACAACACAGAGGUGUGACGAGGCCCACACCACUCCGCUACACGCUCCCAACACGUUCUACUUCAUGUCUGUAUGACCGGCCUCUGCCCGUGUCCAGCCUCAGUAGCCCCCAUCUGGCUGUGGGUGAGCCACUCCCUCAUCAGCACCCACACCAUUACCAGACCACUGGGAGACUCUACGUAGACACCCGUUCUCACUCACCUUUCAUCCCCUACACUGAUCUCCAGCUACCUGACAUCUACACCUCUCACCCCAUCUCUUCACCCCAAAGUCAACAUGUCCAAGCAGGGUUCUCUCAACAAAAAAGGAGGUCCAAGAGUUUCCAGUAUGAGGAUGGGGAUGUGGAGAGGAGAAAAACUAGGGACCAGGAAAAGAGUGACAAAAAUUCCAUCUGUCUGAGUGUGCUCAAAGCAAACCACAUCUCUGCCCCAAGUGUUGACAACAUCUACUCAGGAGAAGUGAUGUGCCCUCGGGUAGAGAACUACAGCUCCUGGCCCCCAGAGGACCUUGUGCUGAGAGGGAGACGCAGACACCGCCGCCCCUCUUUCCUUAAAGCCACUUGGGGCAGUGAGCAGGUCCGCCAGCUUGAUGAAUCCCAGUCAUCCCUGUCAAGCCAGUCACCUUCCACCCUACCAGACCUGUUCCCAUGCAUUCUGACCCCAACCACACCUGUCAAGCCCUACAACCCUGCCUACCUUCGAAACAGCCUGUGCCUCCCAAGGAACCAGGCUUACCUCCACAUAAGAGAGGAUCAGAGGAGGCCCAAUGGGCGUAAGGGCCAGAGGCUGCGUUACUCCCACUCUACCCAUCUGCCCACAUAUGGAGAAGCAGUGCGCCAAGGGACUGACUUAGGGCAGGGAAUGGUACGGAGAGCAACCAGCUUGCUUAGCAGACAGUAUGCCCACUACCUGAACUCAUAUCCGGGGUUACCCCUCUACCAUGGCCCUCUGGACCUACAGCACCACAGCCAGGCCUCCAGCAGCCACCUGAGCCCCAGCCCAGUGUGCCAGCUGCUGGCUUGUGGUGGUGGGCAAUGUGGGGGCCAGCAAACCCUGCUGUACCCAGACGGUGUGUAUGGAGCCUAUGGUAUCUAUCAGGGGUCCCAGACUGGCUCAGAGAACCCGCUAGGCCAGGGAGCGGGGAGUCAGCCUACAGGGAGCCCCUGCGUUCCUCGACCCUGGCGACGGGUGUCCAGUCUAGAGUCUGAGGUGUGACCUGAAACCAGAAGGACCUCCUAAGACAGAUACUUUGGAGUUACAAAGGACAAGGCCACUGUGGAGAGGGUGUAGUGAUCAGAUUUACAGAGAAAGGUUACGACUUGUAAUUGCUGAUUUUCUACAUGACUCUAAAUAGUAAAGAAUGGAAGCUUGAGUCUGCAAAUUUUACAGACGUUUGUGAUCUGAUGAAAACUGCACUGUUACUAAUGUAUCCUAGAAAAGCUGUGGCAGGCUACUCAUUGCUUUCCUAUGACACUUGUGUUUUCUGUGCUUCAGUGUGCACUAAAAUUUACAACAGUCCAUGAUGUUGGCGCAUGGUUAAACUAUAACCAGAGUUUUAAUGAUGUGUGUUUUGUGUAUAUCUUAUUGUGGAUGGUUGGGAUUCCGUCUUGGGUGCUGUCAAGCAAUUAAUUGUUUACAGCUGGGGUAAAAUAAGGGAUUGUCUUCAAAUACAGUCACCAAAAACAAGCAGCCACUGUAGCAAGGUUUGUGAAGAUAGCUGUGAUGUACGCAUGAAGAAUUUAAUUCCAAACUAAGAAUAAUUCAAUAUUUAAACAUUUUGACACUGAACAUGGAAGAGCAGCAGUUGUCUGUAAUAAAAUAAUUAUUCUGAGACAUCUGUUAGCAGUUAAUAUCUUUAAAUAUUUAAAAUGCUUUGGAGCUAAACCCUUCAUGUCUUCACUUGGUGGGUCUGAUGAUGCAGAGACUUUGUGAAAGCAGUCCAUAUGAACACAAUCUGCUAAAUGAUGAAAGUAUUGGAACAGCACUGACCAGCACUAGGUGUCUUAAACCAUGGACUCUUGUUCCUCACUGGGUCUCAGUUUGAGGCUACAGUAUAGCACAGGAUCACACAGGGCCUCACAAUAAAUAACUUAUGUAUUCUAAAUACUAUAUUAUGUGUUAUUUGAGGCUCUUAAUGUCAUAUUCAUGUGUUCUACAUAUGGUAGGAAUUUAUAACCACUCUUAAAAUUUUCUAAUCACACUUCUGGCACAUCUUGAGUUUUCUUUUUGUUAAGCUGUUGCCGAAUCAAUAGAAUAUUUAUUACUGUAUCAACUCUGAGCUCACCUAUAUUAAGAUUUUCAUCACUCUUUUCCACCCUCUUAUAUUCCCUCAUCAUCCCUCCUUUUUCCCUCUAAUCAUAAUGAUCAAAUUUAAAUGAAGUAAUUGAAAACUAUUCUAGUAUCUAUACUACCUGUCUCCUUCAUCCUGUAAUUAAUCAC